Messenger RNA from Erpetoichthys calabaricus (reedfish), 2136 nucleotides. It is a transcript of the gene setd4, whose product is annotated as SET domain containing 4. The record is from RefSeq and is a predicted model, not a curated record. The coding region runs from base 623 to 1762 and encodes 379 amino acids. Gene Ontology annotation, molecular function: histone H3K36 methyltransferase activity; transcription coactivator activity; histone H3K4 methyltransferase activity. Lineage: Eukaryota; Metazoa; Chordata; Cladistia; Polypteriformes; Polypteridae. The transcript is spliced from 8 exons. Gene Ontology annotation, biological process: peptidyl-lysine trimethylation; peptidyl-lysine dimethylation; positive regulation of transcription by RNA polymerase II.
GGAUGAUUUUCUAACAGUCUUAAGGAGUUUCAACAUAUGCUGAAUACUUAUUAGCUGCUUUUCCUUCACUAUCCUGUCAAAGUCAUCCCAAACCAGGUCACCUAAAACAGCACUCCAUCAUUCUUCUGCUCUUACACGACCUUGAGGUAUGUUUUGUUGCGUUGUCCAGAUGAAAAACAAAUGAUGAUAACACUAAUUGCAAAUCAGAUGAGAUGGUGUGUUGCUGCAGACUGCUCUGGUAAUCAUGCUGGUUAAGUAUGCCUUCAGUUCUAAAUAAAUCACCCCCCAGAGCCUCACACCAUUCCCCCCCCACGUGCCUAUAGGAGCUACCCAUACUGACAUCAUCUGUUUACUUUACCUGCAUCACACAGAGACAUGGCAGAUGUAACCAAAAGUCUAAUACUUGGACUCCUCAAACCAAAAGGCAGAUUUCCACUGGUCUGAUGUCCACCACUUGUGUUUCUUGACCCAAGCAAGUCAUUUCUUAUUUGGCUCUUCAGUAGUUAUUUCCGUGGACCGGCUCUAACAUGUAGGCUGGUGUUACUUGUGCUCCUCAGCAGUCACUCUUAGACUGCAUUUCCUUUGACAAUCCAUAGGAGAGUCAGUUUCAUCACAGUGCUUGAUGUAUUUUAUGACUGCACUUCAAGGAACUUUUCAGGCUGGUGACCUCAUUAUCUCUUUACCAGAGAGCUGCCUACUAACAACUUCAACAGUGCUUAAGAGUUACAUGGGUGACUAUAUUAAAAGAUGGAAGCCUCCUGUAUCACCCUUAUUGGCCCUCUGUGUGUUUUUAAUUGCUGAACUUCACUUUGGGACACAGUCUGACUGGAAGCCCUACAUAGAUAGUCUCCCAAAGACAUUUGAUUGCGCGGCUUAUUUACCAGCCAACAUUACAGACCUGCUUCCUGAACCUCUGCGUGGAAAAGCAAAGGAUCAGAGAGUUGUUGUUGAGGAGCUUUACCUCUCAUCCCGAAAGUUCUUUCACUCUCUACAACCUUUAUUUACUGAAAAAAUUGAUGAUAUCUUCACUCUUGAUGCCCUGAGGUGGGCCUGGUCUAGUGUUAAUACCCGCACUGUGUACAUGAAAAAUACCCAAAGCAAGUUUCUUUCUAGAGAUGUGGAUGUAUAUGCCUUAGCUCCCUAUUUGGACUUGUUGAAUCAUAGUUCAACAACUCAGGUAACUGCUGCAUUCAAUUUAAAUACCAGAUGUUAUGAGAUCAAAGCAGAAUCAAGAUGGCAAAGAUAUGAACAAGUAUUUAUAUGUUAUGGACCUCAUGACAGCCAGCGACUGCUUCUGGAGUAUGGCUUUGUUCUGAAGAGAAACCCUCACAGUGUUGUAUAUGUAACUGAAGAUGUUCUUCAGUCCUGCAUGACCAAUAAGGACAAUCUAGUGACCCAAAAGUUUUGUUACCUGAAAGAAAACAACUUUUUAGAGAACUUGACUUUUGGAUGUGAUGGUCCAUCCUGGAGAUUGAUGACUGCUCUGAAGUUGCUAUGCCUUGGGCCAGAUGACUAUUCCACCUGGAAGCAGGUUCUGCUUGGAGGCCCAGUUUCCGUUGAAAAUGAGAGAAUGAGCUUCAGGCUGGCACAGUCUGUUUGUAACUAUCUGCUGCAUGCAAACAAUAAGAGUUUGCAGAAAAUUGAUCUUAUGAGGCUUCACAAUAGAGGCGAUCUGAAAGAACAAUUGGAUCUGAUUCAGCAUUUACGGGAAGAGGAACUGCAUCUCCUCAAAUACUCAGCAGAAAUGUUAACAACUCAGUGACAAUCAGUGACUCUGCGGCCAAGAAGAAAAAUACCUGCUUGUCUUCUGCCAGCGUGUCUGUAUGCUGAAUGUAAGCCGCUUUUUCCCCAUGUGCAAUGCUUUCUGAUUUACUGUUAAGAUACUUGAAGCAGUAAAACCCAGUACUCUACUGUGUGCUUUAAAAGUGGCUUUAUACGUUAAGGAGUUGGAGGGCCAGUUUUUAAUGGGAGGUAGACUACUUUGGCAGCCUAGAUAAUUUUAAGGUAUUAACUGCUUUUGCAGGACCUUAGAAGGACGAGGGAUUCUAUUUUUUACAAAAAGAGUAAUUUUUUAACUUUCACUCAAGUAACAUGAUCACUGUUUGAAAUGUAUUAAAAAAAACUAAAGCAAGAACA